AUGAAGUUAACACUCACAGCUGCUUUGGCGACCAUCGCCGCCCACGAAGUCGCGGGACAUGCUUUGUUCCAGCAACUCUGGCCGCACGGCGCCUCCUGCAUCCGCAUGCCCAUGUCCAACUCCCCCAUCACCAACGUUAACAGCCGCGACUUCGUCUGCAAUGCCGGCACCCGCCCCGUGAGCGGCAAGUGCCCCGUCCGCGCAGGCGGUACCGUCACUGUCGAAAUGCAUCAGCAGCCCGGCGACCGCUCAUGUAAUAACGAAGCCAUUGGCGGCGCUCACUGGGGGCCCGUGCAAGUCUAUCUGUCCAAGGUCCCUGACGCUACCACGGCUGAUGGCGCCUCGACGGGAUGGUUCAAGAUCUUCUCCAACUCAUGGUCCAAGAAGCCUGGUAGUAGGUCAGGAGACGACGACAACUGGGGCACGCGCGACCUGAACGCAUGCUGUGGCAAGAUGGACGUCAAGAUUCCCGCCGACCUCCAAGACGGAGAUUAUCUGCUCCGCGCAGAGGCCCUGGCGCUGCAUACCGCCGGACAGGCGGGUGGCGCGCAGUUCUAUAUCUCGUGCUACCAGAUCACUGUCUCGGGAGGAACGGGCACGGCUAGUCCGUCACUCGUCCGCUUCCCGGGGGCAUAUGGUGCCAAUGAUCCAGGGAUUAUGAUUAAUAUCCAUUCGGCGCUUGAUAAUUACAUUGCGCCUGGGCCGCCGGUGUACGCAGGAGGGACGACGAAGGUUGCUGGCUCGGGCUGUGCUGGGUGUGAGUCAACUUGCAAGGUUGGGUCGUCACCAAGUGCUCAGGCGCCAACAUUUGAGCCGGUUGGCGGCGGUACUGCCGGUGUGCCAGAGGCCUCCUCAUGUCAAGUACAGCCUUAUGGGCAGUGCGGUGGUCAGGGGUAUACUGGGUGCACGCAGUGCGCAUACAUCGAUGAAGAGACGCUGUCGAUCAUCCCUGUGCUCUUUCUUUCUCACUGGUCCAUUGGAAGCUCUUCCAUCAAGAUGGCUUUGAUGAUGUUAAAAUUCCUCUUGACGGUAGCUGCUGGAUUAACAGCGGCUCAAGAUCAGAGUGCGAAUGGAGGGCAUACACUGCCACGACUUGCGACAUACGUGGAUCAGAUUCGAGCCACUGUCCUUGAUUCAGUCCCUCCUCCGUCUGACGACGGCGCAUUUCAGGUCUUCGUCCCCCCUGGAACUACACUGCAAAAACUUCUCGACAAGCCAUUCCACUUCUAUGAUCCGGAGUUUUACACGGUCACUGGGCCCAAUCCAACACUGACCCUGCUGAACCAUACAAACGGUGACCUCCUGUUUCACGAGGCACCAGUGUGGUUUCCGGAAACAGAUGAGAUGUUUUUUUCACAGAAUGCAGGUGCCCCUGCUGCCGGUACAGGCCUCAACAAGUCAGCAAUACUUCUUAAGAUUUCACUUUCUUCGAUCACCCCAGAGAUCACUCAGAAGAGAAAUGCGAGCGGCUCAGUUUUUAUAGAGGUUGUGGAUUCAGACCCGCAGGUCAUUAACCCCAAUGGAGGCACCAAUUACAAGGACCAACUACUCUUCCUCGGCGAGGGGCAAGGAGAGGCCAUUACUCCGGCUAUAUACCUAAUGAAUCCUAGGCCACCAUACAACACCACAGUCAUCCUCAACAACUUUUUUGGCCGGCAGUUCAAUUCUCUCAACGACGUCUCUAUCAAUCCUCGCAAUGGUGAUAUCUAUUUCACUGACCCCACGUACGGCUACCUUCAGGAUUUCCGACCUCCUCCCGGGCUGCCAAAGCAAGUGUAUCGCUUUAGCCCUGACAGAGGAGCUGUUGCAGCAGUGGCCGAUGGGUUCUCUCAGCCAAAUGGCAUAGUCUUCUCCCCUGACGGAGCUUACGCUUAUGUCACCGAUACAGGAAUGGUCCAGGCCUUUUAUGGAGUCAUUCUCGACAACCCCGCCACCAUUUACCGCUUCGAUGUCAAGGAAGACGGCAGUUUCGAUAACCGCAAGGUAUUCGCUUAUGUCAGUCCAGGUAUCCCUGAUGGAAUCCAUGUUGACACGAAUGGCAACGUGUACACGGGAUGUGGUGAUGGCGUGCAAGUUUUCAACCGGUUCGGCACCCUCAUCGGCAAGAUAUUCAUUGGACACACGGCAGCAAACUUUCAGUUUGCAGGGAAGGGACGAAUGGUAAUUCUGGCGGGAACAGAGCUGUACUACGCGACACUGGCCGCCGAAGGGGCAUUCCCUGGCCAGCUUUAUCAGUAUACCUCUGAUUAA
Messenger RNA from Thermochaetoides thermophila DSM 1495, 2250 nucleotides. Its product is annotated as lactonohydrolase-like protein. The record is from RefSeq and is a predicted model, not a curated record. The transcript is spliced from 10 exons. NCBI's taxonomy places the organism in Eukaryota, Fungi, Ascomycota, Sordariomycetes, Sordariales, Chaetomiaceae. Bases 1 to 2250 code for a protein of 749 amino acids.